GGCAGGAGAUACGAAGACUUCCAAAGAAGGGCCCGUUCCUUGGAUGUGCCGCCUCACAGAGCGGUGAAGGGGCAGCAGAAAACAGCUGAGACGGAAGAGGGGACAGUGCAGAUCCAGGAAGGUGCAGUGGCAACUGGGGAGGACCCAACCAGUGUGGCUAUUGCCAGCAUCCAGUCAUCUGCCACCUUCCCUGACCCCAACGUCAAGUACGUCUUCCGAACUGAGAAUGGGGGCCAGGUGAUUGAUGUACAGGGUGAUCAGGUGUCUGAAGGGCAGCUGGAUGGCCAGACCGAGGGGACUGGUGCCAUCAGUGGCUACCCUGCUACUCAGUCCAUGACCCAGGCGGUGAUCCAGGGUGCGUUCACCAGUGACGAUGCAGUUGACACAGAGGGGACGGCCGCUGAGACACACUACGCUUACUUCCCUGGCACUGCUGUGGGCGACGGGGCGGCAGGGACCACGGCAGGGAGUGCAGCGGCUGUUGUCACCACCCAGGGCUCGGAGGCACUGCUGGGACAGGCCGCCCCUCCUGGCCCCGGUCAGUUCUUCGUGAUGAUGUCACCACAGGAAGUGCUGCCGGGAGGAAGCCAGCGCUCCAUUGCCCCCAGGACCCACCCUUACUCCCCGAAGCCAUCAGAAGCUCCCCGGACGACGCGGGAUGAAAAACGCAGGGCUCAGCAUAAUGAAGUGGAGCGGCGCCGCCGGGACAAGAUCAACAACUGGAUCGUGCAGCUGUCCAAGAUCAUUCCGGACUGCUCCAUGGAGAGCACGAAGUCAGGCCAGAGGAAAGGGGGGAUUCUCUCCAAAGCCUGCGAUUACAUCCAGGAGCUGCGGCAGAGCAACCACCGGUUGUCUGAGGAGCUGCAAGGGCGGGACCAGCUGCAGCUGGACAACGAAGUGCUUCGCCAGCAGGUGGAGGACCUCAAGAACAAGAACCUGCUGCUCCGCGCCCAGCGGCGGCACCAUGGGGUGGAGGUGGUCAUCAAGAAUGACAGCAGCUGACUUGGGUCCCUGUGGUGGAGCGGCGGGAAGCCUGGAGCAGCAGGGUCCCCGUGCGGUUCCUUCCCUGCCCAUUUCUGGCACGAGACUGGGAGGUUCAGAGGGUGUGUCGGGCAGCAGCCUGCAGGGUGUGAAACACGGAUGAGCACUGGCUGACAGCCUGGUGCACACUCGGUGUCCGUGCGGAUGCUGGACACACCCAGUGGGCCUGCCUGGUGCCUGCUGAUGUGACGCCUGGCUGCCCGGGACCCGGGGCUUUCGGUCCCCCCUUCCCCGGAGCUCGGGGUGCACCAGAGGACGCCAGGGGACAGGCUUCAGCAAGACGCGGGGGAGGAGCAGUGGCCGCUGCCGCAGAAGGUUGGGCAGCAGCUGAGACUGACGCAGACCUCCAGGGAGAACCAUAGGCCGGGCCCACGGGGGCCUUGCCCCUUGUGGGGACGGUUCCCCCUUUUUUUUCAAACAAAAUGUUCAGAGCCGCAAAA
Messenger RNA from Myotis daubentonii (Daubenton's bat), 1481 nucleotides. Its product is annotated as upstream stimulatory factor 1-like. NCBI's taxonomy places the organism in Eukaryota, Metazoa, Chordata, Mammalia, Chiroptera, Vespertilionidae. The record is from RefSeq and is a predicted model, not a curated record.